CUUCAUUCUCGUGCUGCUGCUGCUCUCUCGUGCUGCUGCCCUCUCGUGCUGCCCUCUCGUGCUGCUCUCUCGUGCUGCUGCUGCCCUCUCGUGCUGCUGCCCCCUCGUGCUGCUGCCCUCUCGUGCUGCUGCUGCCCUCUUGCGCUGCCCUCUCGCGCUGCCCUCUUGCUGCUGCCCUCUUGCUGCUGCCCUCUCGUGCUGCUGCCCUCUUGCUGCUGCCCCCUCGUGCUGCUCUCUCGUGCCGCCCUCUCGUGCUGCUGCUGCCCUCUCGUGCUGCUGCCCUCUCGUGCUGCCCCCUCGUGCUAACCCCUCUUGCUGCUGCUGCCCUCUCGUGCUGCCCCCUCGUGCUGCCCCCUUGCUGCUGCCCUCUCGCGCUGCCCUCACCAUAUCGCCACCGCUCUCUCACGACCACCCACCCCCCGCUGCUCCCACUCUGCAUGCUGAACUUCGUUCGCACCGUACACAGCCACACGUAACUCCCUCUCCCUCCCGUGCCUUGCACCCCCUCCAUGGGCGACCAAGAGGCGGCUCACGGGGCAGCAGCGGCAGGGGCAGCCCUGCCCCCCCUGCCCCCCGGUAGCGAGGAGGGUGGCUGCCCCCCGUGGCUGGAGGCGCUGCGGCGUCGCCUGCACGGCUGCGGGCAGCAGCACGCCCUGGCCUUCUGGGGCGAGCUGGCGGGCCCCCAACGGGAGGCCCUGGCACGGGAGCUGGCCGAGGCCGACUUGGAGGCCCUGCGGCCCUCGCUCCACAAGGCGGUGGCGGCCGGGCAGCCCGGGCAGCCGGGGCAGCCCGGGCAGCCCGGGGCAGCGCUCGAACCGCUGCCCGAAGAGUUGUGCGGCAGCAGCAUCGCGUCUGACCCCGAGAGCCUGAGAGACUGGGAGCAGCACGGUCUGCUGCAGGUUGCCGAGGGUCGCGUGGCCAUCGUGCUCCUGGCCGGGGGUCAGGGGACGCGUCUGGGCGUGCCCUACCCCAAGGGCCUCUACGACGUGGGGCUGCCCUCCCACAAGCCCCUGCUGCAGCUGCAGGCCCAGCGCAUCCUGCGACUGCAGCGGCUCGCCGAGGAGAGGCACGGCAAGCGGGGGGCCCUGCCCUGGUACAUCAUGACGUCGGGCCACACGCGGGAGCCCACGCUGGCGUUCCUGCGCGAGCACGGCUUCCUGGGGCUGUGCGAGGACGACGUUCGCCUCUUUGAGCAGCGACAGAUCCCGGCCCUGACCCCCGACGGCAAGGUCAUCCUGGAGACACGGGGACGCCUCGCCAGGGCUCCCGACGGUAACGGAGGUCUGUACCGCGCGCUGGGGGACAGCGGCGUGCUGGCCGACAUGGAGGCGCGCGGGGUGCGCUACGUGCACGCGUACUGUGUGGACAACGUCCUGGCCCGCGUGGGGGAUCCUCUCUUCCUGGGAUUCUGCGUCCGCAAGGGGGCAGACUGCGGGGCCAAGGUGGUGGAGAAGCAGUCCCCCGGCGAGGCGGUGGGCGUGCUGUGCCUGGCGGACGGCCGCGCCCGCGUGGUGGAGUACACGGAGCUGGGCGACGAGCAGGCCCGCGAGCGCGACCACUCGGGCAGGCUGCGUCUCCGCGCGGGCAACAUCUGCGUCCACCACUUCACCCUCGACUUCCUCAAGCUCGUCGUCAGGGAGUUUGAGCCCCAGCUGCCGUUCCACGUGGCUCACAAGAAGAUUGCGCACGUGGAUGAGAGCGGGAACCGGGUGGAGCCCACAAAACCAAACGGCAUCAAGAUGGAGAAGUUCGUGUUCGACGUCUUCCCCUUCGCCAAGAAGUUCGUGCAGUUUGAGGUUCGCCGCGAGGACGAGUUCUCUCCGCUCAAGAACUCGGACUCCGCCGGCGUCGACUGCCCCAGCUCCUCGCGGCGCCACCAGAUGGCUCUGCACUACCGGUGGAUCCAGGGGGCGGGUGGAAGGAUCGUGGACGAGCAAGGGAACGACGCUCCCAGCCCCGCGGAGGAGAGUGAGACGCCCACCAUCUGUGAGAUCUCCCCACUCAUCUCCUACAGCGGAGAGGGUCUGGAGUCGCACGUGAAGGGACGCACCUUCCGCUCCCCCGUCAUCCUCGGCGACCCCUGACCUCAGAAAUCCGCGGCAGCCUCCGGCCUCGCGCGUGACAAGGCGACGGGCUGCCAAACGCAGAAAAGCUUCAACCCCCCACCCACCCCCCCACCCUGGAUUUCACAUCUUGAGAAAACGAAGCGAGGAAUUCUUGAACGAGAGAGACACUUGCACAGAUUUUUCAAUCGUAUGCCUCCGCACAUUUCUAUUCACUCUUGAUUGUAAAGGGAAGGGGGUUUGCGGCGUAAUCUCGUCUCACGGAUACACGAGGUGACUUGGAGUGGCAUCUUAGGUUCGUACUGGCCGUGUCAGCGACGUUCUCCCAGCUCUACUGAGACCCUGGCAUCAAGCCCUGAGUCUGGGUGUCUCCGAGGGUCCAUGGUGGCCAUGUUAAGAGACGCAUUGAGCCAUCAGAGCUGGGACCACUGGGUUGGAAUCUACCUACCCAGCAGAGGUCGCAACCGGGUACCCGAUACCCGUACCCUACCCGAUACCCGGCUACCCGUACCCGGCCGGGUACGGGUAGCCGUUUGCGACCCUGGUGCGGCCGGGUACGUGUACGGGUAGGCCGUGAGUCACUGGUGAGUCACCGUUUGUCACUCAUUUCGGGUAGGUUACGGGUACGGGUAGGCCGUGAGUCACUGGUGAGUCACUGUUUGUCACUCAUUUCGGGUAGGGUACGGGUAGGGAAUGGGUACCCGUACCCGGCCGGGUACCCAUUCCCGACCGGGUACGGGUACCCAUUUGCGACCCUGGUGCGGCCGGGUACGGGUAAGGAAUCAAAACCCGUUUGCGAUCUCUGCUACUCAGCUAGCUGUGAUCAAACCAGGUUCUCGAAUGUUUGUUGAACAUCUUUCGCACCGUACGUAGCCAACGGGAGGUGCGGAGGGGGGGGG
This is a messenger RNA of Lethenteron reissneri (Far Eastern brook lamprey), 2962 nucleotides long. Its product is annotated as UDP-N-acetylhexosamine pyrophosphorylase-like protein 1. The record is from RefSeq and is a predicted model, not a curated record. Gene Ontology annotation, molecular function: UDP-N-acetylglucosamine diphosphorylase activity. Lineage: Eukaryota; Metazoa; Chordata; Hyperoartia; Petromyzontiformes; Petromyzontidae. Gene Ontology annotation, biological process: UDP-N-acetylglucosamine biosynthetic process.